GAAACACUCAAAGCGGAGGCAGGGAAUGCACUUACACAGCAGCAGAAGGAAUACGAACGGGAGCAGAACUUGCUCAUGCAAACUUCAAAGAAGAAAGAUAUCAUAGCAUUCACAGAACCCCCGCCAGAGCUGGAGUUUAGCGUAACUGUACCCACCAUCUCUGCACAGGAUAUUGCCAUUGUUAAGUUGACGGCUCAGUUUGUGGCCAAGAACGGCAAAGGCUUUCUGCAGUCGCUGAUGCAACGAGAGGUCCGCAACUACCACUUUGAUUUUCUCAAGCCCCACCAUUCACUCUUCUUCUACUUCACCAAGCUAGUUGAACAGUACACGAAAGUAAUGUUACCACCUAAAGGCACCAAAGAAGUUCUGCAGAAGGAUGGGAAAAGCCCAUACAACGCUCUGGGACGCGUCGAACACAGACUCAACUGGAAGAAGCAGGAGAACGCGAAGAAAGAAGCGGCAAACAAGGAUGUGGAGAACGAACGGAAAGCCUUCUUAUCUAUUAAUUGGGCCGAUUUUGUAGUAGUCGAAACAGUCCCAUUCGCCGAAGACGAUACAUCUGAACUGCCGCCGCCAGUCAACAGACAGACCAUUGCACAGCGCAUACUGGACCAAGAGCGACUGCAGACCAAGAAGAAGGCACCCGCAGCUGAACUAGUACCCGAAGCCGAGGCGGAGAAUGAAGGCGAGAAUGCGGAGGAGAACGAAGCCGAUGUUGAGGAGGUGGAGAUGGAGAUGGAAGAUGGUACGAGAGCGUGGAUUGUUAUGUGCGUCUUCUGA
Messenger RNA from Sphaeroforma arctica JP610, 780 nucleotides. RefSeq lists its product as hypothetical. Lineage: Eukaryota; Ichthyosporea; Ichthyophonida. Gene Ontology annotation, cellular component: U2-type prespliceosome; catalytic step 2 spliceosome; U2 snRNP. Gene Ontology annotation, molecular function: RNA binding. The coding region runs from base 76 to 780 and encodes 234 amino acids. The record is from RefSeq and is a predicted model, not a curated record. Gene Ontology annotation, biological process: regulation of alternative mRNA splicing, via spliceosome; mRNA cis splicing, via spliceosome. The transcript has 4 exons.